CGAUAUUAUUAUACUCGGUGAGCGGCUUGACUAGCCGCGUACAGUAAAAAAAAAUAAAUAGAUUGGUUUGGUUAAAUUUUUUAAAUUUUAGGUGUGUUGAUUAAUUGACAUACGAGAGAAUGACUUACAAACUAAUGUCCUCAACUGUGAGGAAUAUAUUUCAUUCUCGCUCACUAGUUUCCUCUCGAAUGACGUGUAGUGCCUUCGUCAAUCGUCAACCUAGUUGCUUACCAACAUUAGAACACUUUCAAUUGAUCGAAAACUCAGUGAAAUCCAUUCAUUGCAGAUCGUUGCAUACUACGACAAGCAAUCGGCUGGAAAACAGAAAUCAGCAGUCAGCCACACAACUGCCUUGUCUGAUGAAUAAUGCACCUCACAUUGUUUGGCCAAGCAUAUUUAAGGGCAUCAGCGGUAUGUUGCAGAUCGGUUGGAUUGUCAAACCUUAUUUUGAUAAUGAAUUUACUGUGGAUGACUUUCUUCGAGGAGCCAAACAGGCUAUCUUUAUCAUUGCCAACGCCAUCUCAGUGGGAGAUCUUGAGAGUGUAAAAGAAAUGUUGGAAGAAGAAGCUUAUAAUGAAAUUAAGGAAAACAUGAAAAGGUGUAGCAGUGAACAGUUGGCUCAAUUUGCUUUAUCAACUCUAGAAGACGUGUACAUGACAUUUCCGUAUCAAGUUGGAAUUAUCAUGAAUGAUAAUAAAGAAGGUGUUCAAGAACGAUUCGUAGAAAUUACAGUUUGCUGUCACAUUUUCAAAGGACUCAGUGAACUGCUUAAAAACUCGGACUUCCAACGUGGACCUCCAACGAGCACUUUUCAAAAGCACCGCGAUAAAAUCGUCAUCUGUAAUUACCGAUUCAUACGGGAGUUUACCAAAGGUGUUGAAGGCCAAUGGAUAGUCAAUGUGGUUCAUCACUUCAAUAUGGCAGAUGACAGCUAGUCUAUAGCUUGCGUAUAUUACAUCAUUUUUCAAAUAUUUUUCUUUAUUUCUAAUACAUUGCAGAUUGUAGUCCAAAACUUGUAGGUAUUCAAGUCAACUAAUUGUUAUUUUUCUUCCUUUAUAAACUCUACAUGUUAGCUUUGCAAUCAUCAUAGCUAUACCAUACAUUGCUAUCGCUCUUCUUAAUUCAACCGCCCCUCAAAAACAUUUGAUUGCCGAUUGCCUUGAAAGAUGCAAGGCAAGAUGGAUGGCAGAAAAGCGGGUGCGCGGUGAUUCUUCGCUCGAUGGUUUAGUGGUUUCUCUUUAUUUUCUUCAAGUUUAAUUAUUUAUUCAAGAUUUUUUUUUUGUCAGUAAUGAAGCCUGAGUUACUGAAAAAUCACUAGACAUAAUAUUUCAAUGGUGGUGUAGCGUAAAAUAAGACAAUCUUCAAAAUCGUUAAAACUACCUGCUGCUGGUUACCUAUAUGCUUUACUUUCCCACCAAUAGAUGGCGCUUAAAAGCUCUGCAGACGAUACAUCUGCGAAAACAACAAGCCGUGUAACAAGUAAACGUAAGCACUGGUCGUCCGCCCGUCCGGUAUACAACAAUUAUCAAUGGUUCACCUUUUUUAAUGAUAAUUCAACUAUUGUUAUUAAAUCACAAAAAAACUUAUUUUAAAUUGAUCGAAAUUGAUUUAAACCGCAUGGAACGCAUUCUCGUCCUACCGUGUUCUCUUGAAUAAAUUUCAAGGACAUGCCACAGACUGUGGACAUUAUGCAAAUGUUUGAAGGUUUUCAACCUGAUUAUGAUUAAUGGGAAAACUACCUUUCGAAGCUCAUUGUCUGUCAUUACUGAUUCAUUCGUGAGUACACUAUGCAUAUGUAAAUGACUAAUGGAGCGUCAAUAUGGUUCACCACCUUCAAUUACUAGUUUAUUUUUUGAAAACAAGCAAGAAUAGGAGAUUCCCCAAAAGAGAUGUAGGUCUAUUGAAUAUAGAUUUCCCGCCAAUGACCUAUCAUCAGACUCCGAUGAUCGGUGAGCUGCUCCAGUGUAAGAAAACACAUGAGGACCUAAAAUUGGUAGGAAUACAUCAAUACAAUCGCUUGGGAUACAAAGGAAAAUUUUGUUGAAAGGGCGAGAUCAAAAUGUUCUUCUGAAGAAUGAAAUGCAGUAUUCCACUUGUUUUACAUAUUUGGUUUUAUUCGCUGAAUUCUCAGGUGGCUUAGUUUGACCUCUAGAUGGCCUCGUUUGUUUUUGUUUUUUUUUGUUGUAGCCGCACCAUGGCCAUGAGGCAUGAGCCGCACUGCACCACCGCAGACGAUUUUCGUAGUUCAAUAGUUCUUAGUUCAGCAGCAUGGUUUCAGACUUCCCAGCAGCAGAUUUACUUGAGCCCUCCAAGUUUGAGUCUCGAUACAUAAAUUCUAGUCUUUUCAAGUAUGUUAUAGAUCAUUUGGCUUAUUAAAGAAUAAAUUACAGAUUAAUGUCGUCAACAGUGAGAAAAGGAAAAAUCUUUCACAUUCAUUCGGUGGUAUCCUUUGUCGCUCAAUUCGCUUCAAUUAACCACGUGCCUGCCUGCCUGGUUCUUAAUCAGAGCAUGAGAGCAAUCCCCGAUUAUUCGAAAACUCUUUAAUUCUACAACGUCGAUUUGCACAGAAAGAAGAACAGUUGGCAGUUGUCUAGAAAUUGACCCAUUGAGUAACGAAAAAUUCUUAUUUUCUAUUUCUCAACUGCACUCUCUGAUGAUCACUGGUACACAACAACUGGCCACUGCUCAGUGUGAAAUCUGAGUUGAUAUAUGGAAGUUUAUUUGUCCUCUACAUUUUUAGAAAGGCUUUGAACUGGGGGAGUUCUUCAGGAGAAAAUAAAACAAGCCCUUUAUAAUUUUCAAGUCUUCAAAGAAAACAUGAACAAAUGUAACAGUGACGAGUUGACCCACUGAUUUGAUGACAACAUUUCCAUACCAAGUUGACAGCAUCUUCCCUCGUGAAGCAGGUGUUCAAAAAAGGUUGUAAAAUCUUAGUCUUAAUAAGAAACAAGAGAAGUCUGAAGCCAAAUGUUUAAUUGUUUGGCGCUACCCGAUUCAUCCGAGAGAUUACCAACUGAGGCGUAGAGGACCAGUUGAGUAUGAAUGCGAUUUACUCAUUUAAAUUUAUCUUCUCACAACCUUGCGAGUAUGAAAAUUAAGAGAGGAAGAACAAAGGAUUCACCGAAAAGAUGUAUUGAAUGGAAUCGAGAUUGGUUUCACCACUUUUUUUUUUCUCUUAUCAUUCCUUUUAGGGAGACCUAGAAAAUACAUGUGCCGAGGAUACAUAGGAAGAGUGACUUGUAAAAGGGGCGAAAAAUGAAAAUAGUAAAAUUGAGAAAUGAAGUGCAGCAGCAUUUAACCCGUUUUGUAUUUUGUUUCGAUGGCUGCCCAGUCUCCGGGGUGAUUGUCCUUCAUGAAUUUGAUGAUUCGGUUGGAGUUUUCAACCUGUUUGGGUGUGCACCCACUGCAACCCUCAUUCAGUACUCGGGGAAUCAUAACUAUUUAAAAAAUUAUGACAAGUUAUUAAAAAUGUGUUUCAGCGCAAGUAUUUCAUAGAUUUCUUGUUUUUACCUUUCAAAUCUCUGCCGUUUUGUUCGCAGCGACCACGUUCCAAGGUGCAAUCGAUGUAGCGUUUGACGAGCUUUUCGUUCUUCAGGACAUUGUCGACAUCGACGUUUUCGAGUGCCAACUGGGCGGAGACGGUAGCGGCUAGGGCAGCCAGCACUACUAGGACUACGACGGUGGACUUCAUUCUCCUUCUGCGUUUAAAGAUAGACUGGUAUGAAUUGUCAGGAGCGCUAGCGUGUUUUUAUCCUCGCCAGCUGGGAGGAGACUUGGGGACGUGUUCAUUAAGGUGCGAGACGAAGAGAAAGUGUGUUGUCAUUGAAAAUGACCCACAGAGUAAAGGGAAGACGGCAAAAGAGAAAGUGGGAGGGGUGCACAUGCACUUUCACCAUCUCUCUCUCUCUGGCCGUAUAGGAUCCGUGUCCAAAUGUGCUCUUUUCAAGCGUCUUAUUUAAAUGGUUCUAGACAAGGGAUGAAUUUUAUAAUCCUCUUAAUAAAAAUAAAAGACCUCGGCCUGGCCUACCUGUUUGAUGAAAGCGUGUCUUCUUGUUGACUGCAGGACAACAGACGAUGAGAAUGACUGGUGGUGUCGGUCCCUUUUUAUACUUGGCCGAGAUGUCAACUUGAUAUCCUGUCCAUUUUCUUUCUUCCCGCUUAUUUUUAUUUUCACCAUGGUUGGCUUGUCUCUUUGUUUUCUUUCUCAAGGAAAUUGUGGAAGCGCCGCAGCGUGUGUUUUUCUUUUAUCAUUUCGCUCAUGUUUUAUGACACAAUCCUCACGUGACUUGGAGCCAUUUUACAAUUAUUGCGCUGAAAUAUGUAAAGCUGGGGCUUUCUACAGGAGCUGUCGCGAUAAAUACGACGAUGAAAUGUUAACUGGAAUUAACUAAAUCAAACUUUAGGAUCUUUGGUGUCAGAUAACGCCAAUAACGCGCUUGAGUAGGUCGACACGGAUAUUAACCCCAAACAGGGAUGUUUUUUUCAAAAGUUUCUAAAUCACAACACAUAGUUAACCUGUUUUUCAGAUAUACCUGCUGCAGUAUAGUUUCGACCCAGCUCAUCAUUUUCACUUCUCGAACUCUUGGUCCUUCAUUUGACCUUGACAUCAAUUUAAGUUUUCAUUUUCUUUCGUUUUCCGUUUAUUUUCCAACUUUACCUGCCCCUUCUAGGUGCUGUUGCUUUUAAACGGUCGUGAAAAAACCCCCUUUCUCCACCAUUAGUCUACUAGAAAUCAACAAACAGCUAGAAAUGCGAUAAAUUCCCUUUGAUAGGGUCUUGCCCACAUUUCAAACAUUUAUGGAGUAUGUAGUUUCAACAGGAGAGAGGUGCGCAAAAGAAAAAAGCAUGUCAGCACUGUUGCUGUGCGUACACAGUCUAACUUGAUCAUGUAAAUCGUAAUGCACUCAAAAGUAUCUAGUCCAUUGGCUAUUUCAAUCCAAUUAAGAAAUGCCAGGCGCACUGCGUUUGUGUACGCGUUACAUUCGUUUCUACCCCUCAAGGUGGUAUUGCGGAAUAGUUGCCGAUCGACGCUUACAUGAUCUCACCAGAGAUGAAAAAUAAAAUCCCUGUGAAAAUGUA
Molecule: messenger RNA, 5079 nt
Organism: Daphnia pulex (common water flea)
Lineage: Eukaryota; Metazoa; Arthropoda; Branchiopoda; Diplostraca; Daphniidae
Product: m-AAA protease-interacting protein 1, mitochondrial-like
Exons: 7
Coding region: 120-935 (271 amino acids)
Biological process (GO): inner mitochondrial membrane organization; protein insertion into mitochondrial inner membrane from matrix
Cellular component (GO): mitochondrial inner membrane
Molecular function (GO): ribosome binding
Source: RefSeq, a predicted model, not a curated record